Jaculus jaculus (lesser Egyptian jerboa) is the source of this 4799-nucleotide messenger RNA. RefSeq names its product LEM domain containing 3 (gene Lemd3). The coding region runs from base 16 to 2790 and encodes 924 amino acids. NCBI's taxonomy places the organism in Eukaryota, Metazoa, Chordata, Mammalia, Rodentia, Dipodidae. Gene Ontology annotation, biological process: nuclear envelope organization; negative regulation of BMP signaling pathway. The record is from RefSeq and is a predicted model, not a curated record. Gene Ontology annotation, molecular function: chromatin DNA binding. The transcript has 13 exons. Gene Ontology annotation, cellular component: nuclear inner membrane.
CACCCUGGAGAGAAAAUGGCGGCGGCGGCGGCGGCGGCUGCGGCUUCGGCGCCUCAGCAGCUCUCGGAUGAAGAGCUUUUCUCUCAGCUCCGUCGUUACGGCUUGUCUCCGGGCCCAGUGACGGAGAGCACCCGGCCGGUGUACCUCAAGAAGCUGAAGAAGCUUCGAGAGGAAGAGCAGCAGCAGCAGCAGCAGCAGCACCGGUCGGGGGGCCGCGGCAACAAGACGCGGAACAGUAAUAACAAUAACACGGCAGCCGCCACGGUCGGAGCCGCGGGACCGGGGUCGGCGGCGGCCGUGGGCAUGGGGAUCCGGCCGGUGUCGGGCGACCUGUCGUACUUACGGACCCCGGCGGGUGUGGGCCGGCUGCCGGCCCCCCUCCCCGACCACCCGCCAGGAGGGCCCGAGGGCGCGUCGGCCACCCCCGCGGCGGGCAGCAAAGUGCUGCUGGGCUUCAGCUCGGACGAGUCGGACGCGGAGGCCAGUCCCCGGGCGCAGGCCGGCGGCGGCGGCGGGAGCGGGAGGCGAGACCGGGCUGCGCUCCAGUUCCGCGGGCUCCGAGCCCCGCCGGCCGCCAGCGAGGUGACGAACCACCAGCCGGCCGAGCGCAGGAAGCCGCCUCACUCGUGGUGGGGGACCCGCAGGCCGGCCGGCCCCGAACUGCACACGCCGGCGGGGAGGAGAGACGGGGGUGCGGACGGCGACGAGGACGACGACGACGACGACGAGGGACAGGACGGGGAGGACCGGGAGCCCGAGCUCGACGAGCCGUUGUGGACGAGCCGCGCCGUGAAUGGCAGCCGGCUGCUUCCCUACAGCUGCCGGGAGAACUAUUCGGACUCGGAGGAAGAGGGCGACGGCGACGGCGACGACGAAGAAGACGUGGUCGCCGGCCGACAGGUAUUAUUAAAGGACGACUCGGCUUCCCGGCACCGACCCCGACGGAGCCACAGUAAGCCUUUCUCCCCGCUCGCGGCGAAAUCGGCCGCGGGCAGCCGGCUGGAGGGAGGGGGAGGACUCGCGAUGAAUGACAGGGCGGCGGCCGCCGGGAGUCUAGACGAGGCGGCGGCGGCCGAGCCGGGAGGAGGGUGCGACCGAGCCGACUCCAGCCCCAACCCCAGAUACCGCGUUGGCGCUAAGAAGCUGGCCCCGCUGCUGUCCCCGUCACUUCCCGACAUGGACUCCACCUUGGAGGCGUCCCCAGGCUCCCUACUCAAGAUCAAUAAUCAUAUCGGCGGCGGCGGGGCCUUCGGUGUGGACUCGUCCAGGAUUUAUGCCAACAGCCUCUCUCCCGGCGCGGCUGCGGCCGCCCCGAGCGCACUCAGGAUCAACCACGCCAACCACACGGGCUCCAAUCACACCUACCUGAAAAACACGUACGGCAAACCCAAGCUUUCCGAACCCGAGGAGGAACUUCUCCAGCAGUUCAAACGCGAGGAGGUGUCUCCCACGGGGAGUUUCAGUGCUCACUAUCUGUCCAUGUUUCUCCUAACUGCUGCCUGCCUAUUUUUCCUAAUAUUGGGACUGACUUACCUAGGAAUGAGAGGGACGGGAGUACCCGAGGAUGGAAGACUCAUAAAAAACCCCUUUGAUGAAACAUUUGGAAAUAUACAAGAAAGUGAAAAAAAUCUUAUGAUGAGCACAUUAUACAAGCUUCAUGAUCGACUGGCACAACUUGCAGGAGAUCAUGAAUGUGGCAAUUCAAAUCAGAGAACACUUUCUGUCCAAGAAGCAGCUUCAUAUUUAAAAGAUUUAGGUCCUGAGUAUGAAGACAUAUUUAAUACUUCGUUACUAUGGAUUUUAAAAAAUGGGAAAGAUGUAGGAAUAAGGUGUGUUGGUUAUGGACCUGAGGAAGAACUGACAAAUAUCACUGAUGUGCAGUUUUUACAGUCCACAAGACCACAGAUGUCUUUCUGGUGUCGUUUUCGACGUGCUUUCAUUACUGUGACACAUAGGUUAUUGUUGUUAUGCUUAGGUGUAGUGAUGGUUUGUGUUGUUCUGCGUUAUAUGAAAUAUCGAUGGACUAAGGAAGAGGAGGAAACAAGGCAGAUGUAUGAUAUGGUGGUAAAGAUUAUAGAUGUUUUACGAAGUCAUAAUGAAGCUUGCCAGGAAAACAAAGAUUUACAGCCUUAUAUGCCUAUUCCACAUGUACGAGACUCUUUAAUACAGCCUCAUGACAGGAAAAAAAUGAAGAAAGUGUGGGAUCGAGCUGUUGACUUCCUUGCUGCUAAUGAGUCGAGAGUGCGCACGGAAACACGAAGAAUAGGUGGUGCAGAUUUUCUAGUCUGGCGCUGGAUACAGCCUUCUGCAUCCUGUGAUAAGAUAUUAGUAAUACCUUCCAAAGUAUGGCAAGGUCAAGCAUUUCAUUUAGAUAGAAGAAAUUCACCACCAAAUAGUUUGACACCAUGCUUAAAGAUUCGAAAUAUGUUUGACCCAGUUAUGGAAAUAGGGGAUCAGUGGCAUUUGGCGAUUCAAGAAGCAAUCUUAGAAAAAUGCAGUGAUAAUGAUGGCAUUGUUCACAUUGCUGUAGACAAAAACUCACGAGAGGGUUGUGUGUAUGUUAAAUGUCUGUCUCCGGAAUAUGCUGGAAAGGCUUUCAAGGCAUUGCAUGGCUCUUGGUUUGAUGGGAAAUUGGUUACAGUAAAAUAUUUACGACUAGAUAGAUACCACCAUCGCUUUCCCCAAGCUCUUACUUGCAACACUCCCUUGAAGCCAUCAAAUAAACAUAUGAACUCUAUGUCUCAUCUUCGCCUUCGGACUGGCCUAGCCAAUUCUCAAGGAGGUUCCUGAAAAGACUUUCUUCUCUCCUAGGACUGUUAUUUAAAUAGGAAAGUUCCUGUUUGGCUUCCUGUCUUCCUUUUAAGUGCUUUUUGUAUGUAAUAUUUUUAUUGCGGAAUACAGUUCUGUUUGAAAGUUCCAGAAAUCUUAAGGUUCCAAAGGGAUUUAGCAGUGAGGCAGCAGUGCUGAGUAGGUAGAAUAAGUGUUUCAUUCAAUGUUUGGAGCUCAGUUAAGCCAAUGCAUUUAAAGUUUUGCAUGAGGAACACUGACUUUAUUAAGCAUUUUCAGAUAAUGGUGGUUAUAUUUUUGCACCAAAGUGUUUAGAUAACCACAUAAAAGCAUGGUGAAGAGGCUUCUUGUAUUUCCAUAAUUUUAUGUGAACUAAUGUGAAUUUUUGUAUACAGUCAACUGCCUAGUCUUAGUUCCUUACAGGCUGUGGUAAAACUGUUCAUUUCCCAAUUUAACCUAGGUUUCUAUUGCUUGUAAGAGACUCAUUUGCUACAGCUGGAAUAUGGGAAAAUUUAUUUGGUUUUAAUGGUUACCUAUAUGUGUAAGUGGAUGUAUAUGUACUUAAACUGGCUUUUGUAUAUAUGUAUAAAUGCUUAUGGUAGUGAAAGUCUUGUUUUGUGAGAAUGUCUGCAUAAGCAGUAAAAUAAGCUUUCUAUUUUAUUCAUAAUUUGUGUAUAUACAUAUGUAUGUGUAUAUUUGUGUGUAUAUGUGUAUAUAUACAUAUACAUAUACACACAUGUAUGCAUAUGGCUGUACUGUCAUAGAUGAUCAAACAGCCAAACACCUGGAAGUAUUCGAUACAAGUUUAAAAUACCUUUUAUAGAUUUUAUAUAAAAACGCCUGAGUAUGAUUUUGUGUGGAAGUUCUGACACCAGUUGUAAUGGGUUCAAAUUUAUGUGAGCAAUAAAGAAGCAAUUGGCAGAUACUGAAAAAAAUAUUUUGUGAAAAGCUGUAUUUAUUAUAAAUAGCAGGGCUGUGACAUAGUAUUAUUGAGACUAAGUCCCAAUCUAUAAUUUAAUGAAAUGUCAGUGCCUCUGUUACAUGUCAAGUUUAAAGCAGGGCACAUUGUUGCAGCAACACAUAUUAGACAAAUUACACUUGGAAUUUUGGGUCAUGAAAGUUUGCAAUAUUAGUAAAUGCAUGAAUGACCAUUGGUUUGUGCCUCAGUAUUUAAUUUGUUUCCGUAAAGUUCCUUUAUUACUGUUUAUGAUUUCAGAUUAAAAUAGUUGCUUAACAAGGUUUACUUGUAACCUAAAAUUUGGUAUUUUGAAAAUAACCUGUUGGAUAUAUCAUUAUCAAUCCAAAUGAAUAUGUAAAACAGCUGGAAUUCUACAAUUUUGAUUUUGUUUCAAAUAGUUUCCUUUUUGUUUUCUUGUAUGUGUAUUGGGUUUGCAGCAUGAACUUGCACAGAUAAUGCACGUUUUCUGGUUAAGUAAACAUGAUGCACACUAUUCUGUAACGGAAAACCCUAUUGUGCCUUACCUAUGUGCUUUUGUGGGCACCAUGUUUAUGAAGAAUAAAAAAUGAUUUGUUAUCUGAAGAGAAUAAAUUUUAAAUUCUCAAUCUAUGUCUCAGAUGCUAACGUGUGAAAAUAUAAAUACAUAAUAUAUAAAGUAACCAUUCUUCUGUAUUUUGUGCAUCAUAGUGAUAUAUCUGAGAUUAGUGACCCCAUCUUGUAACCUGUUGCAAGAGUGAAUGUAAAAAAUAGUUGUGGCAUUUUAAAAGGUCACCUUUGGAUGCAGAUGCAUCUUUUUCUUGCUUCUAAAACAUACUUCAUGUAAACAUUGUACAUUUAUUAUUGUAAUAUAUACUAUUAUGCAGCUUAUUUCACCUGAAACUGUUAAGCCAACUCAAAUCUUUCCUACAAAACAGAUGGGAAUGUGUAUAAUAAUUAGAUAUUUGAGAAGUUCUGAAAUUUAAUGUAAUCUGUUACUUGUCCUGUUUAAAAAAGAAGGAAAACAUUCGAAUUAAAAGUUUAUUAGUUUUUUUAAAAAAAUACUUCUUUGCUCUUA